AUGCCAUCGGGAUCGAGAUUCCAUAACUAUUAUGUGUAUAUUGACUCAUUAAAAUUACAGACGAAAUGGUGCACUGUCGCAGAUUAUGUUGAUCAGGUUCUAAGUGAAACUCGAAUUUGUUUACGAAACUGUAACAUUCAUUUUAAGAUUAAGAAUAUGGAGAAUGUGAGUACAAGUAGCACUUCUAACAGUGACAGCAUGGAACAGUCAGUCAGUAAAGAUCACGGCACGAUGCAAGACUCGCUGGCAGCUUUGUUCAACAACAAUGAGCUGUCCGACACCUGCUUUAAGUUUCCGAACGAGUCAUCACCAGAGAAAACUGUCUUGAUGGCACAUAAACUGAUUCUUGCCAUCAGAAGUCCCGUUUUUAAAGCUAUGUUUUACGGCACCCUGCAGGAAGUGGGUCAGGAUGUCGCUAUUGAGGACAUCUCUUACGACAUAUUUCAAUCUUUAUUGAGGUUCAUAUACACAGACAGGAUAAAGCUGGAAGGUGAUACUGUCAUUCCAACUCUGCACGCUGCACAAAAAUACCAGAUCCCAUCUUUGGUCAAUCAGUGCCAGUCUUUUCUAGAGGCUGCUGUCGAUUGUGAUAAUGCUUGCAUUAUUUUCAGUCAGGCCAGUUUGUUUGAUCUGAAAGAACUUGAGACAAAUGUACUAAGAUUCAUAGAAUUCAACACCACAGAGUGCUUGCAGUCAGAUGGUUUUCUGUCGUUGAGCAGAGAUAACUUGCGAGAAGUUCUUAAGAAUGGAAAAUUCUGUACCUCAGAAGAAAAUGUUGUCAAGGCUACCCUUCAUUGGGCAGAAGAAGAAUGCAAGCGAGGAGAAUUGGACCUCACUGGAGAAAACAUAAGAAAUGCUUUAGGAGAUAAUCUGUACUUGCUAAGAGUACCCUUGCUUUCUCUGGAAACAUUUUCACGUCUCUUUGUAGCAUCAGGUAUCUUAAAUGAGAAAGAACAGCUGGAUUUGUACAAAUAUUUCACUCUAGACACAUUUGAGGGAGGUGCGCAAAAAUUUCAAAGAGUAGCUAGAUUUGAGAAUGCUCCAGAAGAAGUGAAAGUCCAGACGUUGUAUGGAGCUCUGGGACAAAGAACAGCGGGACUUGUUUGCAAGCAGAAGAUUUCCCUAAAAUCCAGAUUUCCAGUUAAGUUGUGUCAAAUUAAACUCCUACCUUUCCCAAAUAAAUCACUCGAUGCCAAUUUCUACCAAUAUCACAUGCAUAAUUCACAUAAAUCGGAGCAAGGUCCAGAGAUAAAAAUCAUCGUUCUGGAACAAGUUGAAGGAGAAGAGAAAACUCAGACAAUUUAUGAAGGACUGAAAACAUCUACAAACCUGGCACCGGUCCCUCUGGAUUACGUUUUCUCAGCUGACCCUCAUUCCAAAUUUCAGCUUGUUGUCUCUGUCAGCUCUAAAUGUAGAACCUGUGGUGUUGCUACGGCGCCAUUCUACCAAACCAUUGUAAAAGAAGCAGGCCUUACUAAAUUUAUUCCAAAGCGUAUUUCUGUAUCCAAUGAGGCUGUGGAUAUGAUUCUACAAGGCCAAAACUUGAUUGAUACUAUGACCUUUAUGAAAGUGUGACACAAAAAAAUGUGAUGAUACAGCUACUCUGGUUUGACUAGAUUAACGUAAUGUCCGUGUAAGGGCUUAUUACCAACGGAAACACCAUGACGGUUUGACCUUAUUUAUUCAUCAUAAACAAAAUGAAAAUGUGGAUGUCACCAGUCUUCACGUAUAUAUUCAUAGAAAAGGCACCGUAGCUGUGCAUAUCAAGAAGUUAAAGAAGAUUUUACAUUUUGAAUGUUGUAUUAAAUGUGUUCUGGCAAA
Molecule: messenger RNA, 1821 nt
Organism: Ostrea edulis (European flat oyster)
Lineage: Eukaryota; Metazoa; Mollusca; Bivalvia; Ostreida; Ostreidae
Product: BTB/POZ domain-containing protein 6-B-like
Exons: 3
Coding region: 1-1575 (524 amino acids)
Biological process (GO): neurogenesis
Cellular component (GO): cytosol
Molecular function (GO): protein binding
Source: RefSeq, a predicted model, not a curated record